AUGCGUGUUCUCUGCUGCAGAGCACUCGCAUCGAUUCUAACGACUGGUCCACUGACGAUGAAUGAAUAUACUGAAAUGUUGGCGAGAUCCGAAGAUGGGGCCAAAUCAAGGCAACAGCAUCGAAUCGCCACCAAAAUCGACUCGACACCUGAGUGCAUCGAAAUUGGAAUCGAUCAACCGAAUGAACUAUCAAAACGCGCCUUGUAUAUGCUGAAUGUUGAAGAUGUUAUGGGUGUUUACAACAAAGAGAUGAGUGAGGAUCCGUACGAUGCNUUAGAAUAG
This is a messenger RNA of Anisakis simplex (herring worm), 282 nucleotides long. The record is from the annotation of a GenBank genome assembly. NCBI's taxonomy places the organism in Eukaryota, Metazoa, Nematoda, Chromadorea, Rhabditida, Anisakidae.